Ceutorhynchus assimilis (cabbage seed weevil) is the source of this 3205-nucleotide messenger RNA. NCBI's taxonomy places the organism in Eukaryota, Metazoa, Arthropoda, Insecta, Coleoptera, Curculionidae. The record is from the annotation of a GenBank genome assembly.
GCGGGUGUCCCGAUAACGUGGAAGAUGCCCUCGAACGGCUCUUCCUGGUGCAAAUAAUUAAGGGGGCCCGCGAUGGCCCCCCUUCAGGUGGCCGCCGAUGCGCUCCGUUAUCAUUAUGGAGGCCGUUGCCAGUUCUACUACGAUUUUAGAUGGGGAUUUGGAGGAGAAAACCACGUCAGGAAUAGAGGAAGAAGAGGAAGAGGAGGUGAAGGUAAAAGGAAAUGCAGAUUCGACCUUCACCAGUGUGAAACAAGAACCUGGAUCGAACCCGGACAGUCCUUUGGAUGCGUCCAGUCCCAGUCCGACAGCAAUAAUAAAAGAACAAAGUCAAUACGCAGCCGCAGACUCCAAUAGUCCAGCAACCACCAAAACCUUUGUACCUUGUAAAGUGUGCGGCGACAAGGCUUCCGGGUACCAUUACGGAGUCACUUCUUGCGAAGGCUGCAAAGGUUUUUUCAGAAGAAGCAUUCAAAAACAAAUCGAGUAUAGGUGCCUCAGAGACGGCAAAUGUCUAGUAAUAAGACUAAACCGCAAUCGAUGUCAGUAUUGUCGAUUCAAGAAAUGUUUAGCUGUAGGAAUGUCUAGGGAUUCUGUCCGAUACGGACGCGUCCCGAAACGAUCCAGAGAACGUAGCGUCGAAGACAAUCCAACAAACGUUGCAAGUCCAACCACCGAAGCGAUGUCGCCAACUUCAGCAACAACUCAAACCCCACCUGAAACCGAUAGCAAACAACACUAUGAUAUUAUUUUAGGAAUUUCCCAAGCCCAUCACGCUAACUGCAACUACACAGAAGAGCGGAUGCGUAAUAUUGCGAAGCGCAGCCUGGUACCGCCUCCUCAUGAUCCGGACGACGAUCCCGAAGAAAACAUGGUCGAGUCUUCGACGCAAGAAUCAACCGAAAACCCUAGGGGGUGGUUUUGGCAACAGUUUGCCGCCUCGAUUACUCCUAGUGUUCAAAGGGUUGUAGAGUUUGCCAAACGAAUACCGGGUUUUGGGGAUUUAGGGCAAGACGAUCAAUUGAUUUUGAUUAAGUUGGGGUUUUUUGAAGUGUGGCUCAGUCAUAUUGCGCGCUUCACUACUGCGCAAGGGAUGGUUUUCGAUGAUGGGACUCAGGUUACUAAGCAGGAAUUGGAAAUCAUGUACGAUGCCGAAUUCAUUUCGUCAGUGGUUCAGUUUGCCAAUACAUUCAACGCAAUGGCUCUUAAUGAUACCGAAGUAGGGCUGUUUUCUGCCAUUGUGCUAUUGACUGCUGAUAGGCCUGGAGUGACAGAUGUUAAGUCCAUAGAGCAUCACAAAGAUAAGCUUAUUGAUGCCCUUAAAGUACAGAUCAAUCGGAAUCACGCCCAAGAACCUCAAACAUUCUCGAAUCUACUGAUCAAACUGCUCGAACUGAGAAAUUUAGGGCUGAAACACAACCACCACUUGGACUGGUUCAGAGAAAACUGGCAAAAACUGGCUCUGCCUCCGUUGUUUGCCGAAAUCUUCGACAUUCCCAAAUCCGAAGACGAUGUUUAGUGAUAAUAAAAAUGAAAUUUUUUGGAGCGUUUUGACAAAUCUUACAAGGUGUAUGUACAGACUAUACUACUAAGCUUAAGCGUAUUUGAUCUGCUCAAAAAAAUUGAAAAACAAGACACAAGAAUAAACGGAAAAAACUAUAGAAUUAAUGGAGAAAAAGACAGGGUCCCACAGAGAUGUUUUUCAAUAAUUAUUUUUGUUAUAAUUAAGAUUAUUUAGAAUUAUUUCGUAUAUAGUGCGGUAAAGAAGACAAACGCUAUUGAAAUACAUAUCAAAUAAAUGUGAAACAGUUUUUCUUUGCGAGGUAAUUGUGACUCUGUUUUAGGAGUUUUUAUUUAUUUUCUAUAUUGAGUGCUCAAUUUGGUGUGCGGUAAUAACAAACCAUAAUUUGAUAUUAGUAUAUAAAGUAGGAACACUAGGAACCCUCCCCCCAGUACCUUAUUUAAAUAAUUAAUCUUGUAUAUAAUAGUGUCGCUCUCUUUAAAUACAUAAUUGCUUUAAUUAGAUUUAAAAUUGUUUGUGGAAAAAUCAUAUCAUAAGUUUGUCAAUCAAAUAUUGUUGGUGAGCAAUAAAAGGAUUUUUUAGAUUUUGCUAUCCCCCAACAAGGCCAAUACCUACUACAUACUACAGGGUGUUUUCUAAUUAUUAAUAGUUAGAAAAACACCUUGUAUAAUAAAAGUAUGUCUAUUAUAAUCAUCUCUAUAUAAAAAUCGAUGGCAAUAUAUAAUACAUAUAAAUAAAUAUGAUUAUGGCAUUUUGACAUUUUUAUAUAUGUGCUCAAAAUAUGGCGGCAUUUUUACGACAAUUAUUAUUAUGACAUACAUAUACAGGGUGUCUAAAAGGUUUGUACAAAAUCUUUUGUACAGAGCUUUCAGAGAAACCCUGUAUAAUAGCGAAUAUUAGGUAUAUAAGACUAUAAACUACAUAUUACAUGUUAACUAUUCAAAUAUUGUUAUUGCUCUUUUUGUUUAUUAUAUAUUUGAAUUUUACUUAUAUAAUAUAAUGUCAAACAUUUAAAUUAUUUAUAAUAAGUACUGCUACGAUCAAGUACCUAUAUAUUUUUUUCAUAUAAGUAUAUCGCACUUGCUACUACAAAAUGUAGUAGAGUGAGAUGGUUUCUUCUGCAUCAUAGGUUUUACCCCGUGGGUGCGAAAGAGACAACACUAGAUGGGUUCGCAUAUUCAGCGCGGAGUUGGAGUGGAGUGAACAGAGAUAAUGGAGUCACUCGGAGUGCACUGAGUGAGCAAGCCGAACCCACCUACUAUACAGUGACAUUUCACCGUGAUUUCCAACUUCUACUUACACUUCGCCAAAAUUCUAUUUUCACUGUGUUUAGCGAAGUGGAAGUCAAAGUUGGAAAUCAGGUUGAACAAGAAGUGGAAGAAAUCGAGCGAAAAUGCCAGACAUUUUGCUUUCUCUCUCACACCCGCAGAGCCAAUGUAUAGUCUCUCUCGCACCCACGAGGUGGAACCUAUGAUGUAGAAGAAAUCAUCUUACUCUACUGAAUUUAUUUUUUAAUAAAUAAUUAUUAUUAGAUUUUAUUAUAAAUAAUUAUUUUUUCUUUAGGUAUUUUUGUUGUUUUUUUUUUUUUUUUCAAUUUACUAUUUGGAUUUGAAUUGUGUAUAAAUAAAAAAUAAAAAUACAAUUUGUCUUUGUAAGUACUUUUUUAGGGGUUGUUCUUAUUGUUUC